AUGUCCGACUUUCGCGACGGGGGCCUCAUCCUGGAUGGCCCCUUUGAUCCAGACGCUCAGGCGACCGUUACCGACUACAUUGACUACACCGAAUACCUCCCCGCAGAUAUCAUCCGCUCCCUCACCCUGAUUCGCGGUCUGGACGAACGCUACCUCGAAGCCGCGCAGGGCGUGCACAACCUCACCAAGACCUAUGGCCAACUGCCCGACCUCCCCGCUGAUGGACGGCCCGAUGCGCAAACCUUGCGCAAGGAUAUUUCCGCGCAGCUCGACCGCGCGAUCAACGCUCGCGAAUCGGCGUACGCCGAAGCCUGUCGCCUCUACGAGGUCGUCGAUCGCCACUUCAAUCGUCUCGACUGCAUCACACAAAAGCUCCAUGCGCUCCCGAAACCUGAGUCGCGCGAGCCCACUCCUCCCACACAGGGCGUUCCCAGCUCCAAGCGCCGCGCCAAGAAAGCCGACGAAGGUCCAGCCCCUACAACGCGUAUUACUCUGCGCCUGGACGGCGGUGAUACCAAGGCCCGGAGUGCCGCGCCCGCGCAGAAGUCGAGGACGCGCCGCUCUGUGAUCUCGAGUCAUCUAGCCGGUCUGCACCCCGAUUCGCCGAUUGCCAGCACUGAGCACUCCGAUGCCGAGGCCGAGCCCAAGGUGUCGCCGGUUGAGUCGCGACCUGAGCCGGCUCCGACGCCAAACAAGAAGGAAACAAAAACGAGCCGCCGCUCUCGGACAUCUGGGGUGGCCACCAAUGCCCCCAGUGGGGUGGCCAGUAUGUCGACGAGUAAUGCCCUGGCCAUGUUGAAUCCCCCGCCGGAAGAUGCCAAACCCGGCAGUGAAGAUAUGCCAUGGCUGCGUCUGACGGAGUGGGAAAUGACAAAAUUGCGCAAAAAGAUGAAGAAGAAUGCUGUCUGGCAGCCCAGUGAGGUCAUGAUCCACCGCGAACUGGCUCUCCGUGGGCGCGGCUGGGAAGCGUACCGCGCUGCGAAAGCUGAGGCGGAAGCUAAAGGAACCGAGUUCAUCGAUUGCGACGACAUCAUGAACACCUAUAUUCCCGGAAAACUCACCAAGCGCAGCGACGCCCCCGAUGACAUCGAAGAGGGCUUCUUCGAGCCCAAGCUGAGCAACCGGGGUAUGAAGCUGAACGAGGCGAAGAAACUCAAGCGUGAGAACCAAGCACGGGAACAAGCGGCCGCGGCCGCGGCCGCUGCCGCAGCUGCCGCAGCUGGAGGCAACGCAAAGGGCACCGCGAACGGUGCUGGCAGCCAGGAUGCUCCAGCCGCCGGGAAAUCGAGUCGACCCUCCAGAAAACGCAAAUUGGACGAAACAGCCGCGCCGGAGCCGGUGGCGGCUUCGACUCCUGCCGAGGUCGAGACCCGCUCCUCUUUGCGAAGCUCCGCCAAACGCCGGAAGGUGGGUAAGGAAUCACCAUCACCCCCCGAGACCAACGCCGACGUGUCCAGCGCGGCAGCCAAUGCGGGCCCCGUCGCGGCUCCUGAAGCAGUGGAUACGUCGAAGCCAGCCCCCACCCCAGCCUCGCCGACGGAGCCGAAGCGCUCCAUUCCACCAGCACCGACCGUUUCUGCGCCCAAAAGCAGCACUGGUACACCUCCGGUGACUCGGCCCUCGUCUCGACGUUCUACUGCCGCAUCUGCGGAGCCAACCUCACACCCUGGACGAGAGCUCCGACGAAAGAGCGCGACUCCGGCGCGCAAGUCCCCUAUCCCGGAGACCGUCCGGGCCGGCAGCGCGAGCGCACCUUUCCGCCGCCGAAAGCGACCUGCUCCAGGGCCCGUUUCGUCCGGCCAGGAUGGCGGUGCGGCGGUCAGUUACGGCCGGCGGAAGGCCAAGCCGGGGAAGAAACGGCUGGGCUCGCGCGAGCAGGGGGGUGAGGACGGCGGCACACGCGAAGACAUCCGCAUUGACGAAGAUGGAGUGUUGGAAGAGAUUGAUCCCAAUGAACCACGAUAUUGUCUCUGCGGCGAUGUGAGCUUCGGCACGAUGAUCUGCUGCGAGAACCCAGACUGCGACCGGGAGUGGUUCCACCUGGACUGCGUCGGGCUGUCGGAGGUCCCCAGCCGAACGGCCAAAUGGUACUGUCCCGAGUGCCGGGUGAAGUUCCACAAGGGCUCGGAUGGGAUUGUGAAGAACUCUCGCCGGUGA
Messenger RNA from Aspergillus terreus NIH2624, 2157 nucleotides. RefSeq names its product putative PHD finger domain protein. Gene Ontology annotation, cellular component: Rpd3L-Expanded complex; nucleus; Rpd3L complex. NCBI's taxonomy places the organism in Eukaryota, Fungi, Ascomycota, Eurotiomycetes, Eurotiales, Aspergillaceae. The record is from RefSeq and is a predicted model, not a curated record. The transcript has 2 exons. Gene Ontology annotation, biological process: regulation of DNA-templated transcription. Bases 1 to 2157 code for a protein of 718 amino acids.